AUGCUAACGACCGCGACGCAGUUGACAUGGCAGCUCUUCUUCUGCAUGGUCGGAAUGUGUCUGGCUUUCGUCGUCGCGGAAGUCACGCCACUGUUUUUGGCUACCUGUUUUACCAUCAUCGCCGCGGAUCUGCACGCCUUGGAGCAUGUCAUCUGGAUUCUUGUGGGUCCUUACAUUGCGACAGGCGCCGUUGCUCCUUUCGUUGGCAACCUGUCCGAUCUUCUGGGCCGCAGGGUGAUCAUCCUCGGCUCUCUCGUCCUUACUCUGGUUGCAUUCUCGAUGAUGGCUGCGGCGCCAACUUUUGCAGUCUUCCUCACUGGCGCUAUCUUCUGCGGUGCAGCGAUCGGUACCCUCAUCAUGUCGGUCAUUUCAGCUGCGUCGGAGCUGGUUCCGAUGCACAAGCGAGGUGCGACGAUCGGAUACAUUUCUCUGGGCAUCAUUCCUUUCGCACCAGGCAGCAUGUAUGGCCAAUUGAUUGCCAUGCACAACUGGCGAUACAUCUUCCUCAUGCUCGGUCUGAUAGCAGUUCUGGCUUUCAUCUUCUUGUUCAUAUUUUAUUCCCCGCCUCCUCGGCCGAACUCCGCCGGCCUUUCCAAGAUGGACAUCCUCAAACGCAUCGACUACGGCGGCUGCUUCUUGUCCGUUUCCGGAAUCGUGGUCUUCCUCCUGGGCAUCAACUGGGGCGGCGAGUACCGCUGGGCCUCUACUCGAGUCGUCUCCUGCCUCAUCGUCGGCCCGGUGCUCAUGGGAUUGUUCGUCCUGUACGAAAUCUACGGCACGAAAUACCCAAUGUUCCCCAUGCGCCUGGUCCAAAGCAAGCGUCACUUCGCCGCCGUGGCCGUCCUAUGCCUCACGAGCGGUGUCAACUACGUCCCUAUCACGGUCUUCUGGACCAUCCAAGUAUACACCGUUUACGGCGCCACCUUCUCCGACGCCGGCCGCUGGCUCCUCCCCCUCGGCUUCUGCAUCAUCGGCGGAGCUGGCAUCUCCGCCAUCCUAAUCACAGUCUUCAAGAAACACAUCCACUGGGUCCUCAUGUUCUUCUGCAUCCUGCAGACCGUCGGAAUCGCGUCCAUGGCGGCUUUCGACCCACACAACAUCAAUUCCGUCUGGGCGCCGAUGGUAGUCGGCUUGAUCGGUGUCGGAGGCGUGCUACUCCCAUCGCAAGUUGUCUUCUCCGUCAUCUCUCCAGAUGACCUCAUCGGAACAAGCGUCGCGCUGUCCGUCGUCAUCCGCAUGAUCGGCCAGGUCAUCGGAAAGAGCAUGUUCUACAACAUCUUCAAGACGGACGUGAUCAAGCACGCACCGAAAAUUAUCGCCAUCCCUGCCGUGCAGGCGGGUUUCACGAGCGUCCCACGCAUUACCGCGGUCGUCAACCAGAUGACUGCAGGACCUUUGAAGUACUACAUCGACCGCGGACUGUUCCCAGAAAUCACGCAUGAUCCGGCGAAAAUCCAGGCUCUCAUCGAGGCGGGCAAGACAUUGUACGGCAAUUCGUUGGGCAUGAUAUACCUGAUCUCGCUGCCGUGGGGAAUUUUGGCGAUUGGAUCUUGUUUCUUGCUGUGGGGUGUGGACAAGUACAUUGAUGAGCAUGUUGCGGUGCAUCUGUGA
Messenger RNA from Zymoseptoria tritici IPO323, 1611 nucleotides. RefSeq names its product putative major facilitator superfamily transporter. NCBI's taxonomy places the organism in Eukaryota, Fungi, Ascomycota, Dothideomycetes, Mycosphaerellales, Mycosphaerellaceae. Gene Ontology annotation, cellular component: membrane. The transcript is spliced from 3 exons. The record is from RefSeq and is a predicted model, not a curated record. Gene Ontology annotation, molecular function: transmembrane transporter activity. Bases 1 to 1611 code for a protein of 536 amino acids. Gene Ontology annotation, biological process: transmembrane transport.